AAAGAUGAAGCUGAGUAAUAGUUGUUUGGCUGCAGUGCUUCCAGUCCAAAGCAGAGGAGGCAGGCAAAGGGGCAAGUGUGUUACAGGAGAGAAGCGUGAGCUGACCAUUAAUAUUGCUAGCUACUUUCUAAAGCUGCCUUUUUAUUUUGCAGGUAACCACAUAGUGGUGACUCUCAAGCAAUUCUCCUCUUGCUUCUUCUGAAGCAGAAGUAGGUCCUGAGCAAGGAUGCAGCAGCCAGAAGCUGGUGACAAGAACAGAUCCAUUCCCUCACCAUGUCCACCUCGGGCCAGCCUCACUGGUGACUCAUUCUACACACGCCGCUGCAUCACUGAGGAUCUCAGCUGGUCCCUGGUCACUGUCCCCCACCUCACGGAGCUCUGCCUCCAGCACAUUGCUCACAAUUUUGAAAAAAACCCUAUUUUGAGCAAUCUUCUGCCUGAGCACCAAAAGAAGGUGGUGGAGAAGCUCUCCACCAGCCUUCCACUCACUGUGACUGCCAACACAGUAAGCCAUGAGGAGUACUGGAAGAGGUGCUGUAUGGAGCGCUGGCAAGUGUGUGACGUCUCCAACUAUGGAGACAGCUGGAAACGGAUGUUCUUUGAACGUCACCUGGAGAACAUUCUGAAGUUUAUCAUCCCUAACACCACAGACCCCGAGCAGGUCCUAGAGCUCAUCCCGCUCUGCAAAGAAUACGUGCGGAAACUGGAGAUCAAUCAGUUCCUGCCACCUUUGCGGGAGGAUCGAAAGGAGGAGAGCCAUGACGUCUCUGACACAGAGGAGGAUGCUGAAAUUAGUGAGGGCUACAUGCGUCACUACGAUCUGAAAGAGCUCAUUACUGCUCUCCCUCACCUUGAAGAGCUUCAUCUCAUUUAUGAUGUGAAGAGCUGUGGCAUGAACUUUGAGUGGAACCUCUUUAACUUCACUGAGCUGGACUGCUCCAACUUGGCUGCUGCCGUGAAGAUGUGCCGUAACUUGAAAGUUUUCAAGCUGACACGAAGCAAAGUGGAUGAUGACAAGAUCAAGCUCCUGGCCCGUAACUUGCAGAAUCACCCUUGCUUGUUGGAGCUGGACUUGUCCCACAAUCUCAUCAGGGACCCCGGGGCACAAGCUCUUGGCAAGCUGAUCAGCCACAGCAAACUAGAAAUCCUUAAUCUGUGUAACAACCAGAUCUGUCACCUGGGGGCUCAGGCUCUUGCUCAAGGCCUGGCUGAGAGCUCCACCCUGACCUCCCUGAAUCUGCGCCUCAACUUCGUGGAGGACAAAGGCGGGGAGGCGAUUGGCCGUGCCCUGCUGACCAACACCAGCCUGAAGUGCCUCCAUCUGGGAAGUAAUAACCUGUCAGAGCCAACUGCAGCAGUGUUCUCCCAGGUCCUGGCUCAGAACACCACUCUGACGAGCAUCAACUUCUCAUGCAACCACCUGGGGCUGGUAAGAGAAGCCUCUUCUGCCACAGUCUGUGACCCUUUGUGGUGGCUUUGCAAAACAGAUCUUGAGCCUGUCUCAAAGCCACAGAGGCAAAUGCAUCCCUCAUUUUGCAUUCUUGCUAUGAUAAUAAUCAGUUGUGAGCAGGGAAGAGACUGUAGCAGAUGUCAGGAAAGAGAGGGACACCUUUUCUGCAUGAAAAUGCAUUUACCUUACUUGUUACAUGUAGCUCUGUUCAUAGGGCUGAAUCUGUCUUUGAGGCUUUGGGCUUUUGAGCAGAGAGGGAUUUUCCCCCUAGGAAACUGAAAACCAGGAAGCAUGUCUGGGAAAAAUCACAGACGCUUCGCACAUGUGAGUGUAGUUAAUGAUAGGCAGCAUGAGAUGAGGGUCUCAUGCAUAUCCUCUGUGCUUUGGAUCUGCUGUGCCAUCUGUCACUCAGCAGCACACAGAUAGUGUCACCCUUCCCAGAAUUUCUCCUGUCCAUCAUAGGCUCAGAGGAGAGUGUUAGAAAAUUGGCUUGGUUGUUGAGCUUCUUUAACUCACCCUGUGGCCUGGGAGCGGUGCGGUGGGUCAGGAGUGUCAUGUCUGUGUACUUGUAAGUGGCUCCUAAAACAUAGCCUUACAUUUUCUAGACAGAAGAACAUCCACAGAUCUUACUACAUCCCUAAGAGCUGCAGUAUGCAACAUGCCCACAAACCAGACCGCUUCUCUUCUGCUGAUUAAAAAGAGCUUUAGAAAUCUGAAACUAGACAGCCAAAAGCAAUCAUGCUGGCUUUUAAACUUUCUGUGCUGCCUCGAUUAUUCUCACUGUCAAAUAAAGAGACAGCAAGACCAGCUGUCCCUGCUGGCAGGAAUAUUGGCAUCAAUGUGUUUGACAAGGGUUUUAAAAGGAUUUGAUGGCAGAAAACCUUUUGUGAGUUUUGAGUUUUAUAGUCCUGGAUGUGGAAACCCAUUUGAGUUUAAUGAUGGAAGGGGGCAAAGGUUGGAAAGGAUAGAAGGAUUUUUGUUUAGUAAAUAAUAAUCUCUGUGCUUCAAAUCUUCCUUCUGAUGAGCUGUCCUGUUACCCAUUUGUGAAGUUCCAUGGCAGCCCAAAUGGUGGCUGGUAGUAUUAUCUUUGGGAAAACUGGGGGUUUUGCUAGAGAUGCAUUCAAUUCUGACCUCUGUAGCCCAUUAAAGAGAGACCUCUUCCCAGUCCUUUUUGCUCUGCCCUUUUCGGCAAAAGGGAGAAGAGGCGGGGUGUUGGGAUCAGGGGGCCAUCUGGAUGGAGGAGAAAGGGCAGGAGGUGUAUUUGGUACCUGGAAGAGAAUAGCAACAGCAUAAAAAAGUUCAAAUUCUCACAUCCCUAAAUACAGUGCUUCAUGUAUGGGGGGGAAAUGCCUCUGAGUGGGUUGCCUCCCUAAGGCUACAUCACAUUUUCUGUCUCAUGAAGGCUGGUCUUCAGUUCCAUUCCUGAGAUAUUCCUCUCAGGAAAGCCAACCCAGCCUGGGAAAUGGCAUCCAGACAGAAAACUGCCAGUUCUGGGGCUCUCACAACUGCCAAGAUGAGGAACAGCACUCUAAUCCAUUUGUGCCCAGCCAGCAGUAAGCUGGGAACAGGGGGACAGGGGGGAGCAGACUCCUCUCAGGUUAUCAUUGCCAGAUGUGUUACUAACCAGCAUGAGCUUGAGAACUCCUGACAUGGUACCCAGAGGGAGUCAUUAGCAUGUGUCAUGUCACAGAGAGCUGCAUUAAGUUACACUCCUUCUUUGCACUUCGCCUCUAAGCAACAUUUCAGACCUGGGUGGAG
Molecule: messenger RNA, 3208 nt
Organism: Serinus canaria (Common canary)
Lineage: Eukaryota; Metazoa; Chordata; Aves; Passeriformes; Fringillidae
Gene: TCTE1
Product: t-complex-associated-testis-expressed 1
Exons: 3
Coding region: 227-1729 (500 amino acids)
Biological process (GO): flagellated sperm motility
Cellular component (GO): sperm flagellum
Molecular function (GO): protein binding
Source: RefSeq, a predicted model, not a curated record